AUGAAAAAGUUUCUCAGCAUCUCGGUCGUAUUGAGCUUUGCUCUCCUGGCCACCCAGUCCGCAGCCCAGAUGAUAUCUGUCACAGGCGACCUGACCUUCACCUCUGAGGGUGGUGCCUCGGAGAGUGCUCAGGUGGUCUUUGGAGGUCACCGUCAAGGAGGAAGUGGACCUCAGCGUAUCUCCCACUGCGAUGACGACGACAUCUUUGGCAUCAAGCAAGUCAACUACCCACGCGAGCUCAAAAACCAUGCUCUGGUUCGUUUCAAUGCCCGCAAACACCACGACAUCACAUUCCCCACCCCUGUUGGAUUCGCUCUGAGGGAAGUUUCACCCUUGUCCUCCUCGACAAUUCAAGAGCAGGAAGAACCCAUGGAAACAAUGCUCCAGCAUCUCGAUGUCUGGUCCCGCUCCAGCGCCUCAGACGAGGUCUUGGCCCAUUUCACGGCUUCCCAGUUUGAUCGGUUCGAGCGUGCGAUGCACCUGAAGGGCAUUCCCGAGGGUGGCGACGAUUGGCAGGUCAUCGAGCGGGAUCUCCAACGAGUCGCAGACGAGGAUGCCGAACAGAUAUAUAUGACUUCGCUCCGGGUGCGUGCAGAGGAGGAGAUCUCUGUCUGGAAGAACAAGCACUACGGCAACAAGGACAAGAAGAACAAGCGGGUCGACUUUGAGAACUGGUUCAAGAACUACCACCGUCACGACGAGAUCAAGGACUUUUACUUGCAGAUUGCGGAUGACUACCCGGAACUGGUCACCUAUAUCCCCUCGAUUGGACAGACCGUUGAAGAACGCGACAUCUUUGCCAUCAAGCUUACCGCCAAGGAACACGAUGGAAGCAUCAAGGAGAAGCCCCAAAUCUGGUGGCAAGGCCUCCAGCACGCUCGUGAGUGGGCCGGUGGUUCAACAGUCCAAUUCCUGACCCACCACUUGACGAGCAACUAUGGCAAGAACGACAACAUCACGGCCAUCCUGCGCGACACAGAGUUUGUGAUCGUUCCCAUCAUGAACAUCGACGGCUACGACUACACCUGGAACAACAACCGUCUCUGGCGCAAGAACCGUCGUCAAAACGGUCUCGGUGCCUUUGGCGUCGACCUCAACCGCAACUGGGAUGAUCACUUUGCUGAGGGUGGAUCGAGUGGUUUCCCAUGGAGCGAGACCUACCACGGCCCAUCGGCCGCCUCAGAGCCAGAGGUCCAAGCCCUCCAGAAGUUCUUUAGCGAACAAAAGCAUAUCGUUGGUGCCAUCGACUUCCACUGCUACUCCCAGCUCGUCCUCCGCCCUCAGGGCUGGACCACCAAGCCGUCCCCCCAUGAGAAAGAGCACAAGUUUGUUGGCGACCGUAUCGUCAGCAUUAUCAAGGAUGUCCAUGGCAAGAAGUAUAUCAGCGAACCCUCAGUCGCCCUGUACAAAACUACAGGCGCUGCCAGCGAUUGGUUUUAUGGCGAUCAGGCGACUGCUGCCAACAACGGUCAGCAUGUCUACUCGUACACUAUCGAGUUGCGCCCCUCGGACACCAACCCUGGUGGACGUAGCGGGUUCAUCUUGCCCCCUGAGGAGAUUAUUCCUUUGGGUGAGGAGAUUGCCCAGGCCAUGGAGUUCUUUGUUGACUAUGUCGUCAAGAACCCACUCAAGAACUAG
Molecule: messenger RNA, 1638 nt
Organism: Linnemannia hyalina
Lineage: Eukaryota; Fungi; Mortierellomycota; Mortierellomycetes; Mortierellales; Mortierellaceae
Source: the annotation of a GenBank genome assembly